AUGGCUAAGCGUACUCGCCGGGACUCAACUUCGUAUCCCGAUAUUCCCGCACCGAAACGGCUUCGGGAUGUCCGAGCGCCGCCUAUUGAUCGGCUAUCUUCACUGAGCAACGAGCUCUUACUACAUAUCUUGUCGUUCCUCCCCAUCGAAUCAUUGAACGUCUGCCAAAGGUUAUCUCGCCGGUUCCAUGCUUUGGGCGGAGAUUCGGAACUAUGGAAAAGACAGUACUACUCCCACUGGGUGCGCCCGCGUGCCCGUCGCCUUGCUAACAUAAAGCGGUCAUCUAAACCAAGUGGCUCGGAAUAUUCGCCCAAGGUUUCCACGUGGCUUGAUCAUGGUCACUUAGCCCAAGAGGGUCAAGUUACCAAUUGGAAACGACAAUAUCGUCUACGACAUAAUUGGUCUAAAGGGCUAUGCCGAGUGACUGAAGUCGAAUUGCCUCAGCCAUCCUGUCCUCCUGUUUUGGUGAAGCUCUGUGCUGGGGUUGUCUUCACAACAGAUACGGCACAUGGACUUCGAGCUUGGGCAGCAAAAGACCCUACGCGCUGUCUAGCUACAGCUUCAUUUGAAGAUUCUGUUGCUCAACCCACGGCUUUGGCUGUCAGUGAGGAAAAUAAAGAGAUUGAAAUUGUCGUCGGGUUCAAUGAUGGUCGAUUCAGCCGUUAUGGGCUGGAUGUUCAUAAAAGCUGUUUCAUCCUACGCUCCGUUCGCGUUGCAUUCAGCGAUGGCGCCAUCACGGCCAUGGCUUUAUCCUCACCAUACCUCUUGGUUCUCUCCCAAUGGAAAAUACUCUCCUUGCACCGCCUAGAACCGCCCGCGAAUCAUUCUGAGGGAAGUGAUAAUCCGGAACCACGUGAGCUUGUCUCCUUGCGAGCGGAUAAUAUAGUUGCUCCGAUGACUCUCUCUCUCCGCGUUUCCGCGUUGGAAAUAAUUGUCACCAUCGUCUAUAGUUUCUUUCAUAUUGGCUGUGGAUGGUCCCUGGGUAUCCAAGAAUUGCGUUUCGACCAACAAGGCCAACAACUUGGAUCCCGGCUGGCUAGUACCGUGGAUUCGCAAUAUGGAAUUAAUCCUCUCCAAAAAGAUCCAACAGCGAAUUCUGGACAACCGUCAACUACCACGGGGCUUACGAACCAUACUGUGACCGCUCCCACGGCCCCGUCAAUUUUGCAUCAACAACCCCCGACAUCGAUGUCAUACUCCCAUCCCCUAUUUACUGACAGCACAUGCUGA
Molecule: messenger RNA, 1230 nt
Organism: Penicillium chermesinum
Lineage: Eukaryota; Fungi; Ascomycota; Eurotiomycetes; Eurotiales; Aspergillaceae
Product: WD domain protein
Exons: 2
Coding region: 1-1230 (409 amino acids)
Molecular function (GO): protein binding
Source: RefSeq, a predicted model, not a curated record